GAGUCCUUGCUUGGUAUGGAGAAAGCAACCGCAUUAACUACAUCAUCGCAAUUAACUCACGACAACAAUGUCAAGUCCAGACGCAGAAUCAGAUCCCACGUAUACUGUGUUUGUAAAAUUACCAUUUCCGCGUGGUGGUUUUAUUGAUCCCCCAGCCGUGGAAUGGGAUGCGGGAAAAGACAAGGCUCUUUGGAAGAUAUUGCUCAAAGCUCCAAAGAAUAGCGAUGUUGAUUGGACUGCAUUAGCUACGAAAUUCGAAGUUACCCUUCCAUUCCUCCUUCAACAGGUAGCAUGGCUUUACGAGCGACAAUUUUCCCAAGUUCGUGAGCAGAUGAGGAAAGCGACAGUAUCCAAAGGCUCUCUGGCUCCGUCGCCAGUUCCAGACAGUACAUCUGAAGCAGCAGGUGGAGAAGAAAUGAAGAGAACUGGAUCUGGAGGUGGAGGCCCGCGAAUUCAGUCCUCUCUUUCUAAUAGAAAGAGUACACCGUUCUCGAAAAAUGAUGGAAGUGUACCAAACACUCCCAAUCGCGUAAUGGCUCCGCCAUUCUCUCGCACAUCGUCUCGGGAAACAACUGUUCAAUCUCGCACAUUCGUAGCACCAAGUUCACGACCAACUCAAGCCACCACAAACCGGCGAUCUCUCUCACCGAAGCAGCGAUCGCGACCGCCUUCAUUGGCAAUCGACCAUCCACCUAGAAAUUCUCCACAACCGGCACAACUCUCUUCCCCCGAGGAUUCCUCCGAUGACGAUGCUUACCCAUUUCAAUCAACCCUGCUCAACAAACGCUUUCCUUCUAUCAAGAAAACAAACAAAGAUCCCUCAUCAGAUGAUGAACUCGCUUUUCUUCCCACCCCGCAAGAUCCAUCUGCCACCCUUCGAGGAGUCCCCCCCAAUCCUUCUCGGCGAACGCCCGCCCACCCCAAGAAACUAUUGCCAGUCGAAUCGCAGACCUCUGAUUCCUCCACGAGUUCUUCCGCCCCAAUAGUGAAUAAAAGACACAAUAAUUUAAGCGGAGGAGGAAGACGGCCGAUGACUGGCCCAUUGAGUCCCCGUCGCACAACUGAGUUACAAAGUGAGAGAAGUGAUGGGGGAACACCAAGUAUGGGUAGUAGUUUUAGUGAUCUGGAUGACGCGUCCGUAACGCAAAGUGCACUAGAAGAGGCACUCGCGAGCAACAUGCAGGCAGGCGGCAUGGCAAGUAGAAUGAGCACUAUAAGCCAAGCUCUGAGGAGUCGAUAUCUAUAAUAGCCGCAAGCAUGACACGAGAUUAUAUCACGAAACCUCUCUUUACAUUGUCACAUUUUUGGAGUUCGGAUGGAUAUCGGUACUGGGGAUAUUUGCUACGAUAUAAACGGGACAUGAAAUUGGAUAAGAUCUAUGGACAAUGGAUAUGGACUUUAGGUUGGAGAACCGGUUGAUUAGUGGGUUGGAUUUAUUAAGUUGUUUGUAAUCAUAAUCUCCAGUAUUUAAACUUCGUUCUCAUGCUUCUUGCCCCUGCAGCUUCGCUUCUCAGAUUUGUGCCGCUUUUUGUCUGUUCUUUUUACUUCUGAUAGUUAUACACACAUAUAUAUAUAAAUAUAUAUAUGGCAGCUUGAAUAUCCAGGGAAGGCAAGUUGGUUCAAGGGGUAAUAAGAUGAAGAUAGAGCGACCGAAGCGACUAGUUUAGAAUGGUCAAAUCCAAAGUUCUUGAGGAUCCGAGAAUUCUCUUGUGCUCGUUGAAUAUGAAGUCA
Botrytis cinerea B05.10 is the source of this 1731-nucleotide messenger RNA. RefSeq lists its product as hypothetical. The record is from RefSeq and is a predicted model, not a curated record. Gene Ontology annotation, cellular component: phagophore assembly site. Bases 68 to 1246 code for a protein of 392 amino acids. Gene Ontology annotation, biological process: autophagosome assembly. Lineage: Eukaryota; Fungi; Ascomycota; Leotiomycetes; Helotiales; Sclerotiniaceae. The transcript is spliced from 7 exons.